AAAUGAAUUUGAAGUUUCCAACUCUCCAUUCAACAAGGAAUUCGAAGCCGAAGCUCUACUCCUGCAAAUCCCCUUCUCCAUCUGAAUUCUCAAAUCUUCUUCAUUUCUUCAAACCAAACGAUUGAGUGAGAUGUAUUAGUGUAUUAGAUUGGCUGUGAUUCUAAAUCACGAAAAAAUGAGGCGAAGACCGAUGGAUUUCCGACGGCCUGUGAGGAGGAGAUUUUCGAAGGCAUUCUGGUUGACAUUAUUUGGUUUGGCCAUUCUGCUUUUCAUUGUGAUUUUUAGCCAGGACAAGCAACCAGGAUCCAAAGCCGCAUUGGCUCAGGGAUCUUUCAGGCGCAACAGUAUCACAGAAGGUCUUAAUAUUACUGAAGAAAUGUUGAGCCCUGUCUCAAUCUCAAGGCAAUUGGGUGAUCAGAUUUCUCUUGCGAAAGCUUUUGUUGUGAUUGCGAAAGAAAGCAACAAUCUCCAAUUUGCAUGGGAGCUAAGUGCCCAGAUCCGCCAGUCCCAAAUACUUCUGUCAGAUGCUGCAACAAGGAGAACUCCAUUGACAGCAAGAGAAUCUGAAACUGUAAUCCGUGAUAUGGCACUUUUGCUCUUCCAAGCACAGCAAUUCCAUUAUGACAGUGCAACCAUGAUCAUGAGGUUGAAAGCUAAAAUCCAGUCUCUCGAAGAGCAGGCAAACUCUGUGAAUGAGAAGAGCUUAAAGUAUGGGCAAAUAGCUGCUGAGGAAGUCCCAAAAAGUUUAUACUGCCUGGGUGUCAGGUUAACAGUUGAAUGGUUCAAGAACUCUAAUUUCCAAAGGAAACUUACAGACAGAAGGCGAAUUGCUGAGAAACUUAAGGACAGCCAUCUCUAUCAUUUCUGUGUCUUCUCAGACAACAUUCUUGCAACUUCAGUUGUUGUCAACUCAACUGCUACAAACUCCAUUCAUCCAGAUAUGGUUGUUUUUCACCUUGUGACUGAUGAAGUCAAUUACGCUCCAAUGAAGGCCUGGUUCUCCAUGAACAAUUUCCGAGGAGUGACGGUAGAGGUUCAGAAAUUCGAGGACUAUAGCUGGCUCAAUGCUUCAUAUGUUCCUGUCCUAAAGCAACUCCAAGACUCGGACACUAAGAAUUAUUACUUCUCUGGCAACACUGAUGAUGGCCGGACUCCAAUCAAGUACCGGAAUCCAAAAUAUCUAUCCAUGCUUAACCACCUCCGGUUCUACAUUCCUGAAGUUUUCCCCACAUUGGAGAAAGUAGUAUUUCUGGAUGACGAUGUUGUGGUUCAGAAAGAUUUGUCUGAGCUGUUCUCCAUCGAUCUGAAAGGCAAUGUGAAUGGAGCUGUUGAGACAUGCAUGGAGACAUUCCACAGAUACCACAAAUACUUGAACUGUUCUCACCCUCUAAUUCGUGCACAUUUUGACCCAGACGCCUGUGGGUGGGCAUUUGGGAUGAACGUAUUUGAUUUGGUCGAGUGGAGGAAAAGGAAUGUGACUGGCAUCUACCACUAUUGGCAGGAGCGGAAUGUAGACAGAACAUUGUGGAAGCUUGGGACUCUGCCGCCUGGACUGUUAACUUUCUAUGGGAUAACUGAGCCAUUGGAUCCCAAGUGGCAUGUCUUGGGGUUGGGCUACAAAAUUGUUGAUACUGAGUUGAUAGAAAAGGGGGCUGUGUUGCAUUUCAAUGGGAACUCCAAACCUUGGUUGAAGAUUGGGAUGGAAAAAUACAAGCCUCUGUGGGACAAGUAUGUCGAUUAUUCACAUCCAAUGUUGGAGCAGUGUAACUUCCAUUAAUUUUGGUAUGGAAGUUUACUGUUUUCUGUUGCAAGAUUGCCUAGAAUGCAACCAAAAUUUUGUAAACUGGAAUGCAUGUAAAA
Messenger RNA from Telopea speciosissima, 1860 nucleotides. RefSeq names its product probable galacturonosyltransferase 10. The coding region runs from base 176 to 1777 and encodes 533 amino acids. The transcript has 3 exons. The record is from RefSeq and is a predicted model, not a curated record. Lineage: Eukaryota; Viridiplantae; Streptophyta; Magnoliopsida; Proteales; Proteaceae. Gene Ontology annotation, molecular function: polygalacturonate 4-alpha-galacturonosyltransferase activity.